UUAGCAUUACUUCCACGAAUCGCAUCAUCAAUCUAUCUUGCACCGUCCCGUCACACCAGUAUCUUCAUCACCUCGUCACAGACAGUUACCUGCGGUAGCGCCGAUCCGGCCCCUGCCCUCACAAUGCGGCGGCAAACGGGCAAUUUGCGAAGACAUGCCGGCAAAGCAGAGCAUGAGUUCGCAUCAGCGCACGGCCCUGUUUACGAUCUCGGCGGCCGCAGAAGACAAGGGAGGGCUGAGAGUCUGUAGCCACAUCGUGAAAUACGCCGCGUCUCGCCAGCGUAUUCCAACGUGUUCGCGACGCUGGGAUGUGAAACGCGAACAACGCGAACAGGACGGGAUGCUCUUGCAUAUCGCGCAGUCAAGGCUGAUUCGCUGUUUUGAGCGCCGCGAGGCGUUGUUUGGCUGUUUGACAACUUGGGGCAUGCAGCUGACAGGGCUUUGUUUUAGAGCAGCGGUUGGGGGCUGUUUUGGCAGUUAUCCGGGCAGGGAUUGGUCGUGGUACGAGACCGGUGCUCGACGACGUGCAUGAGAGGUCUGUGGAGCAGGUGUUUAUGUGAGGGCGAUACUUGCAGGGCUAGAUAUGGCUGGGUGUGGGCACCGGGCGGGGGCUGUUGUGGAAGGAUACG
This is a messenger RNA of Didymella exigua CBS 183.55, 629 nucleotides long. RefSeq lists its product as uncharacterized. NCBI's taxonomy places the organism in Eukaryota, Fungi, Ascomycota, Dothideomycetes, Pleosporales, Didymellaceae. The transcript has a single exon. The coding region runs from base 155 to 532 and encodes 125 amino acids. The record is from RefSeq and is a predicted model, not a curated record.